CGACAAUAAUACUCUACCGUGUGCCGCCGCCGCCACGCCACGGCUCUAAGGCCGAAGGGGCAUGGCGCCGACGCUACGAUAUCCAUGCCGCAGCAGCAGCUCUCACUUCUCACUUCUCUUCUCGCUUCGCCUCAAACUCCCGCGAACGGCUCCAUGUCACUCAAUCAGCAGGCAAAAAAAAACGUCCGGAAGAACAGCCAACAGAGCUGUUCAAGCGAACCACACAGCUUUGCAGGAUGGGCACGGCAGCACAUACAUCCUCUGCAGACAGCUGCAUAUUUACCACAAAGCCCGCCGACCUUGGCCUUGCGAGACGGACUAGAGCAUGUCUCUUCUGCACACGCUUCUGCUGCGUCUGCUUGUGCUGCUGCUUAUGCUGCCCGAGUUGCCUGUUGGUUGCAACUUGCUGGGCGAUAGCAUGUGCGAGAAGAAGACGUCGACAAAGAAGUGCGUG
Molecule: messenger RNA, 454 nt
Organism: Tricharina praecox
Lineage: Eukaryota; Fungi; Ascomycota; Pezizomycetes; Pezizales; Pyronemataceae
Exons: 3
Coding region: 85-417 (110 amino acids)
Source: RefSeq, a predicted model, not a curated record